AUGCCCAGAUCUCCCCUACAGUCAGAAGAUGAGAGCGCGUGUAGAGUGAGCAGCGAGGCGUGGGAGCAGCGCCUACUCGAGGCAGAAGUCCUGGACCAAACAAGGUCGAUUAUGGAUGGCUGGCGUGCAGAAGAGUCGUCCUUGGAGCCAGACCUAGAUUCUCUUUGUUUCUACGAAUCAUUGGUGGCGGCAUUUCACCUUGGAGAUGUACCAUUGGUGAAGUACUUCUUGGAAGAAGGAGUCCAAAUAACUUAUACACUGAGCCGUGAUGCUCUCAGUGGUGCGGUACCAGAGAACAAGAGACCAGAGAUCCCUGAAAGUUUGUACCGACAUGGGUGGGAUCUCAAUCAAAAGUCACCAUGGCGUUUUACAAUCUUGAGCGAUUCUGUCAAGAAUAAAGGAGCAGUUCGAUGGCUGCUUGAUCACGGAGCAGAUUCAAAUCCAAUAACACCCAUCUAUUGUGUCCCGAUCAGCAUUGCUGCCAAGGACGCCUCUCUGGACACCAUCAAACUGUUACUUGAACGGGGUGCUGAUCCCACCAGAAGCAUUGCUCUGAGAUACGCGAUCAUGAGAGAUGAUGAACACUGGAAGACUGUGAUAGAGACACUCCUUGAUCAUGGUUGUGGUAUUAAUGACUCCAACAGCUUUGGUAUAAGCCACAGAGGAAGGCCUCGUAUAGAUCCAGGGACUGUACUGCAUUCUGCUGCCUUAUGGAACCGCCAUCAUAUGAUCCCGUUCCUGCUGGAAAAAGGUGCUGAUCCGUUGAAGGUUACUGAGACGGGACUUACGCCUGCGCAGUAUGCCUUGGAAAACGGCAGUGAGGAAGCCGCGAGUAUUUUGGCUGAGAAAGAGAGACAAUCCAAUGCCCGGCAGGGAGAAGUAUAG
Messenger RNA from Aspergillus chevalieri, 885 nucleotides. RefSeq names its product ankyrin repeat domain-containing protein. The transcript has 2 exons. Lineage: Eukaryota; Fungi; Ascomycota; Eurotiomycetes; Eurotiales; Aspergillaceae. Gene Ontology annotation, molecular function: protein binding. The record is from RefSeq and is a predicted model, not a curated record. The coding region runs from base 1 to 885 and encodes 294 amino acids.